Messenger RNA from Penaeus indicus, 1441 nucleotides. RefSeq names its product deubiquitinase OTUD6B-like. The transcript has 8 exons. Gene Ontology annotation, molecular function: cysteine-type deubiquitinase activity. The record is from RefSeq and is a predicted model, not a curated record. NCBI's taxonomy places the organism in Eukaryota, Metazoa, Arthropoda, Malacostraca, Decapoda, Penaeidae. Gene Ontology annotation, biological process: protein deubiquitination. The coding region runs from base 227 to 1156 and encodes 309 amino acids.
ACACUAUUUAAAGUGAAAUUCUGCUUCUUCUUCUUACCAAACUCGUUAUUUUUUGCAGUAAUAGUGAUUGAGGUGUGAUAAAGUUGGACACGGCACUAUUGAAAUGUCCUUUGUAAGGGAGUCUGCUGGUUAAAUAAGAAAGGAGAACUUGGACUGCCUUGGGAACAUUACUAUCGUAAGAAAGCUAUUAAGAAGAGGAUCAAUCUACUUCCGUAAGUCCCCAAACAUGGAUGAUGACAGUGGAACAGAGGAAUUGACUGCUGAGGAAGUUUUAUUGGCACAGCACCGUAAGGAAAAGAAGGAAUUACGGGCUAAGAUCCAGCAGAUAAAAAAGAAUAAUAAAGAUAAGAAAAAUAAGAAAGAAGGAGCUGAACAGAUAGCUCGAUUGGAAGAAGAAAUGACACAGCGGCAUGCGAAAGAACUUGAGGAACUGAAAAACUCGACUGAACAGGUGGAAGCUGUAACAAAUGGUGUAGCUGAAUUAGAUGUGGAGGAGAAUUGCAGUGAACAGCCCAAUGGUGCAGACGAAAAUGAAGAGGAUGCUGAGGAUCCUAACCAAGGAAGAAGAAUAACCAAGGCAGAGAAGCGACGUCAGAAGAAGGCCAAAGCAAAUCGCGAACGAGAAGCCAGAAUAAAGGAAGAGAGAUCUAAUCUCAAGUUUAGUGCUAGGAAUAUUGAGGCUGAGAAGAUGAAGAAAAUCCUACAAGAACGAUCAUUAAAAAUGCAUGAGAUCCAGCCUGAUGGCAAUUGCAUGUAUGCAGCCAUUGCUCAUCAAAUGGGAAAGGAUACCACGGUUGAGACACUAAGGUCACAGGCUGGCCAGUUCCUGCGAGGUAAUGCAGAAGAAUUUGCACCAUUUAUUACGGACCCUAAAACGGGUGACAUGUUGACAGCAGAGCAAUUUGAAGAAUAUUGCAAUCAGGUUGAAAACUCUCCUGCAUGGGGAGGUCAGCCAGAGUUGAGAGCUUUGUCCCAAGCAAUGAAGAGAAGAAUUGAAGUGUUGCAGGCUGAGGGAGCACCCAUUAUCUUUGGAGAAGAAUGUGAUAAGGACAGAUCCAUUCUCCUUGCAUACUAUCGUCACUACUAUGGAUUAGGAGAGCAUUAUAAUUCUGUUGCGAAGAUUGUUCUAGAAAAUGAAGAUCAAGAAGAACAAUGAGAAUAGCUUAUUCUUUUUUAUAUGAGUGAGUGUUGUCAGGGUUGAUAAACUAGAAUAUCUAUAGAUUAUAUUCGUUGUUUAUUAAGUUCAUGAAGUGACUUCGAAUUUGUUACUCCGUACUUCUGUUUUUGUGGUGCUUGGGUUGUCAGAAUGUGAAUAUGGUUCGCUUCAGGUAAAGGUAGUAAUGAAUGGAAUAGUUAACUGUAGAAAAGAUGAAAAUUAAUGGGAAAUGGGUUAUUUAUUAGAUUCUUGUGAUAUUCAGAUAUUUUAAAGGCUUAGUAGUAU